Molecule: messenger RNA, 564 nt
Organism: Impatiens glandulifera
Lineage: Eukaryota; Viridiplantae; Streptophyta; Magnoliopsida; Ericales; Balsaminaceae
Product: prostatic spermine-binding protein-like
Exons: 2
Coding region: 1-564 (187 amino acids)
Source: RefSeq, a predicted model, not a curated record
AUGACAGAGAAAAGAACUGAGAGGAUCGUCAAAGCCGAAGAUCUUCUUUCUAGCUACAACCAUUCCGACAAGAUUCCCGAAGAGGAAACUUGUCCAGUUCACUGGAACACCCCUGAUAGAACAAGUAACAUUGCAUGUCCGUGUGUUAAAUGUGGGAAUAGAAGUUACUUGGAUAGAGACAUCGUGAAAAGCCACUUGAUUGUGUAUGGAAUAAGACAAAGUUAUACAUUUUGGUAUUGUCAUGGAGAAAAGAGAUCUAGAAGUUAUGAAGAGGGUGAUAAUGAUGAAUUAGAGGGUGAUAAUGAUGAAUUAGAAGGUGAUAAUGAUGAGUUAGAGGAUGAUAAUGAUGAAUUAGAGGGUGAUAAUGAUGAAUUAGAUGGUGAUAAUGAUGAAUUAGUGGAUGAUAAUGAUGAAUUAGAGGGUGAUAAUGAUGAAGACAGUGAUAAUGAUGUACAAGAUUCAAAUCGUGGUAAUGAUAGUGAAGAAUCACAUGAGGAAGAUAAAGCUUUUUGUAGAUUGUUAAAUGAUUCCAAACAACCUUUGUACCAAGGAUCGAGAAUUUAA